This is a messenger RNA of Anopheles darlingi, 5943 nucleotides long. RefSeq names its product mucin-19 (gene Sap130). Gene Ontology annotation, biological process: negative regulation of transcription by RNA polymerase II. The transcript has 6 exons. NCBI's taxonomy places the organism in Eukaryota, Metazoa, Arthropoda, Insecta, Diptera, Culicidae. The coding region runs from base 117 to 5087 and encodes 1656 amino acids. The record is from RefSeq and is a predicted model, not a curated record. Gene Ontology annotation, cellular component: Sin3-type complex.
AGUGAUCUUUUUGCGAGGAGAGAAUGGCUGAAAACUACUGAACUUCCCUCCGCGGAACGGCGUCAUCUUCGUGUGAAUCGCAAAAAAGCAAGGGAAAUCGCGCAUCGCCAGGUAUCAUGAGUACACCGGAAGUGGCCACCAGUGCUGGUGGCGGUGCUAGUGGUGAAAAAUCGCUCGUGUCGGUUUCCGUUUCCUCGUCGUCGUCGUCGGCCGCGGUGGUCUCGUCGGUCGCGAGCGUUACGGGAGGCGGCGGCGGACUCGUUGGCAAAACCGUGUCAUCCGGAGGUGGUGGUGGCGCCAGCACCACGACGACCACGAUACCGAUCGAUCUGGCCGCGGCCUCCAAGGUGCUGGUACGCACCGAUAAGGCCACCAUCCCCGGUGGGACCACCACCUACAGAUUCGGAUCCACAGCCACCGGCCAGAUGCGUGUCGUCAUACCGAGCAGCGUGUCCCAGCAAACCUACUAUCGCCAGCCGGCAAACAUUAAGCAAGAUGCGACCACAAAUCGUACACAGAUCAGUACGCUACCAGCGGGAAGUGCAAUUACCGCUGGGGCGACUGCUCGUACCGCGGUCACGGCAACCUCCGUACCGCUGACCGUGUCCCGUGCUCAAAGUACCACACCAACGACCGUCUCGUAUCACGUCUCGAACCGGACCGUCCAAUCGGCGACACCGAUCGUGACGGCGAAUCUGCCACCGGGUGCCGCUGUCCGUGCCACGACCAUCAAUGGCCCCAUACGCAUCUCGACGCCCCCGAUACAGGUGGCCAACAGUAAUAGUGGUGGUGGGGGUGGUGGUACAGGAACCGGUGGUGCAACAGUGGCUACGGCAGUCGGGAACACAACCUACGUCCGGAUGCCACCUAAUGUGGUGCAAUCACAGGUACGAAGUACGACCACGGGUGCUACAGCGACGGCCACGGCUACGACUACACUCGUGCAGAACUUCCAAAUGUCCGCCCAAUUGAUACGUGCUGCGGCAGGUGGUGCUGGUGGUGGUGCGACGACGGGCACAUUGACUGCCGCUGGUGUUACACCGAGGGCACGAGUCGUUACACAGACUACCCUGCCUGCCAGUCACCAUCAGGUGGUACAGGGCAGCGCCGCUGGUACACCGGUGGCCGUUGUGAAUAGUUCCGCAGUGGGCACUUCCGUGGUCGGUGGUCAACUGCAAACGGUGGUUAGCAGUGGAAGCAACACCGGUGGCAGUAACAACGCCGGAACAUCCGGUGCUACCGCUGCCACCAGCUCUGCCCAGCACGCCUACGUGGCAGCAUUAUCGAUGGGGCCACGGCAAGUGUCGACGCUCGUCUACACGAACAACAGUGCCACUGGCCAGCAGCAGCAGCAGCAGCCUCAACAGCAACAGCAGCAGCAACCACAACAGUACACGAUCAGUAGUGGUCCGAAUCAGCAGCGGCUUACACUGGCCACUACACUCUCACCGCAGCGUCCAACGACCGCAACCGUAAUGGGAGCAGGCACCACGGGGACAAUCCGUCCCACGAUACAGCGACUACCGACGACCGGUAUCCGGGUGAGCAACUUCCGUUCGCCCGUGCUCACCCCAACAACCGUGCUCACGACGAUCGCAUCAGGCAUCGGCGGUGCCUCGGCUACGCUCACCAAUACCCAGCAAAACCAACGUACGGUCACCAGUGGGACGACCAACAUCUCGAAUGCCAUUCCGGCGCGCAUCAUCCAAGUACCGAAUCCGGCUGCAUCCGGUGGUACAACGGCCGGUACGGCCCAGAUCGUAAAUGGGCGCAUCCAGACAAAUCUGCUUAACAUACAGCCCCUGAUCGUUAGUAGCAGCAAUGGCCGACAGACAGUGGUCGGUGGUAGUGCAACACAGCAGCAACCAGCCGGCCUUACGAUCGCCCAGGUCACGGGAAAGCUAACGCAAGUUGGAACGGUUGGAAAUGUGGCAGCCGCGACGGCCUCAACAGAUAGUGCGUCGAAUUCCACGACCACCACUACCCUACAGACGGCAUCCGGGCAGCAGAUCGUUGUCAGUACAACCGGUGGUGUGCCCGGUGUCGUACCAGUGGCCGCUAGUGGUGGUACACCGGCCACAAUCAUUACCGGCAAUCUGAUCACGACCGGUGGAAGUGCUGCUGGUGCUAGUAGUGGUAGUGGUGGUGGUGGUGGAGGUGCAGGAGUAGCCGUCAGUGCCGGUGCUCACCAUGGAACGGGACAAAUCACACAAAUUGUUAACAUGAGUGCCCCGACGGUCGUAUCGGUGGCCAGUGGUGCACAGGUUGGUGCUAGUACCGGUGGAACGGCCACCACGGUUAUACCGAUACCGUUGGCCCUUACCGGAGCACGCAGCAUUCAAGGAGCCGCCGGUACGGCUGGCCACAGUCCACUGAGCAUCGGAACGGUGGCCACAUCACUCGCCGGAAUCGUGCGUACAACCGGUGGUGCGACGGCGGUCACUUCACUUGCAUCCGUACUACCGAUCGCCAAGGUUACACCCCAGCAGCUGAUAGAAUCAGCCGGAGGUACCGCUAGUGGUGGUACACUACAUUACUCCGUGGCUGCUAGUGGCAAUGGACCUUCGCUAUACAUCCAAACACGUCCCGGCAAUAAGAGUGCGGGUCCAGGAGGUGCUACGCUAAGUGUCGUAUCGUCAUCGGCACCGGGGGGCAACAGUACGAGUGGCGGCGGCAGUGGUACAUCCGGUGUAAGUGCGGCAGCAUCCGCAACACCAUACGUGCCACCAUCAUCGUCUUCGUCGUUCUAUUACGAACGGUUAACCUCAUCCCCGGCAGUAUCAUCGGCAGCGGCGGCCUCAGUCGCUGCAUCGAUUUCUCUCGCCACUGGAGGUAGUGGUGCUAUCCCGGUAACGCUGUCCUCGGCCUCAUCGACCACGAUCACAACGACGAGUGGUGGUGGACCGGUCUUUUCGAUUUCGUCAACCUCGAGCGUCAUUAGCAGCAGCAACAGUAGUGGCAGUGUCGUCGUUGGUACCACUGCCGCAUCCAACAGUAAUCAACAAUCGACAUCGACGGGCCAUCCUACGGUUGUGUCUUCGUUGGCACAGUACGGUGCCGGUGGAUCGUUUGCGAUCGUACAAGCCGCCGGUGGAGGACAUAGCGUUACGACCGGUGGUAGUGGAGGUGGUGCCAGUGGUGGUCGUGCCACACUGACGACGGGCCCAAUCCAUGGCCUUGUACCAGCUUCACUGACCGGCGAUAGUGGUGGUACUGGUACAGCCAUUACCAGGAACAUUGUCUCUGUGUCACGCGAUGCCUCGAUUCGGUUCCAUCCGCAGCUACUGGUCGAUGCCAGUGGUCAAACGCAACAGAUCAUCGUCUCCAGUGCAGCCGGAGGAAUCAGUUCCGUGGCCUCAAGUGUCGGUAGUGGCGCUAGUGGUGGUACGAUUGUGCCUUUGCUUUCAGUCGCUACCGGCAACAAUGCAGUCACGAUCGUAGGAAACAACAACACCGCCAAGCAGCAGCAGCAGCAGCAGCAACAGGAAUCACCACAAUCGAGCAUUCUACGGAAGCGCGCACUAGAAGGAACGCUCAAAACGAUCAGUACACCGGCCGCUGGAAGAGAUCUAACGCAGGCGUUGCUCGCGGUGGAGAAGGAACGAUCAGCACGGGAACAGCACGAACAGCAACAGCAGCUGCAGCAGCUACAGUUGCUCCAGGCAAACUCGUCCCAUGGCCAGCAGCAGCUGGAGCUGCGAGGUGAGAUACUGGUCAGCACGUCAUCACCCCUGAUGGCAGCAUCUCCGGUGCGGAGACCAUCGAGCGAUGGUUCAACAACAGUCAGUGCUACCUCCAGCCCCGGGUUGGAUGAACAGGAGGAGGAAGAGAUGCGUGCGAUGGCCUACCGAAAUGCCUCGUCCCGUAUAGUCACGGAUGGACGCUUUAAACCGGUACAUGCGGUCGAUGAUCCACCGUCAACGAUACACUUUACGGCCCAGCACCAUCAGGUGCUACAUCACAGUUCAUCGACGUCAGCGACAACGACGACGACGACGGCUGAAGGAGGCUUCCAGGGCGGCAUAGGUUCGAUGGCCAGCGGCGGCAGCAAUAGCACGACGAUUUCAUCUUCCGGCAAUGGAAGCUACGAGCAAUCGCCACGCAAAAAGGCAAGGAAACAGUUGCUACAACCACUGACGGAUUCGACUGGUGGUAAUGCAGGAACAGCAGUAGCCGCAGGGCCCCUAUUAAAAUCGGGUUCCUCUUCCUCCGCUUCGUCUUCCGUCACAACGGUUGGUGUCUCGCAAAGUGGUCCGCAGCAGCAUCAGCUAUACGUGUCAUCCCAGGAUCUUGUCGAUGGAGGCAAUGCAAGUGAAGCAAUGGAUACGAGUGGUUCCGGAAUUGUCAUCAUUAGUGCGCAACAGCAAUCUAGCAGCAAGCACAACAGCGCAGUGGCCAGUUCCAUGGGACAGAAGAUGGCAAACAGCAUUAAACUGCUGGAACCAGUAAGCGCUGGAGCAAUAGUAACUGGGCAGCAGCAACAGCAGCAUCAACCACAACAGGAUCAUCAAUCAGGAGCAGCUGGGCCUGCAUCGAAACCGAUCGUUUCGCGAAAGACCAAUAACGUUAGCUUACUACAGUCGUACAAACAAACAUGGAAGGCGGCCAAUAAUCAUUUCCAGCGGUAUACUGACGUGAAGCAGCGUGAGGAGCGGCGACCAACCGUCAUGGACAUUGCGAAUCAAUCGCACAUUCUGCAGAAAGUGAACGGUUGGAAGAUUUAUCAUCUUAGCGCGCAGAUCGAGGAUUUGUGUGAUUUGGAAUCUCAAGCGUAUGGGAAGUUAGGUCAGAUGCUGCGUACGAUGGAGGCGGCGACAGCGAAUGCGAGCAGCAAUAGCAGUAGUAAUAGUAGUGGUAGUGCUGGUGGCAGCAGUUCCGCAGGAAGUACACCGAAAUCCUCUACGUCCGAUCUCGAGCGUAUCAAUGAUUUGUUGAAGGGCAACAUGCAACGAAGCAAAAUCGUGAUGGACGGCAUCAAUGAGGCGCGCACGCAGAUAAUGAAAAUCUUUGACCACAAACCACGCGUCUCCGAUAUCAUUCUGCGGUGUGCGUCGAAGCGGAACUUCAAGAAACGAGAAAAAACGUAAAACACCGAACAACACGCACAAUAGACGCUGGCUACUUCGAUGGUCAUCGCGAAGGUGAUACGAGAAUGCCAGGUCAGACCACCAGACAGUGCACUACUGGGGAGUGGUAAUCGAUUGUAAAUAAUCUCCAGUACGGUGUUAUUAUAUUGCUGACGUGUUGAGGCAGUGCAACGUGAUUUUUGGGUUUUUAUCCUGUUAGGUUUGUGUCAUAUUAGGGUAAGCAAACGGCAAGGAACUGCGACCGAAAAGCGCUCGAUCGGCCCAUAUCCUGUUGUAAAUCCCUUUUGUUUUUAACCCACUGUCAUCUUCAUCUCCACCCAAAUUUAGCGAAGGGUUGUUUGUGUGUGCGCGUGUGUGUGUCUGUACAUUUAAUGCAGGAAAAGUUUAGCAAAGGCAUCUUUUCGCCCAUUUCUCAUUGCUCCUUGUGCAUAAAGUGUCUCCAUCAAGAAUAGCCGGUAAGUUUUAGGCGAUCUCCCUUGAACCAAGCGUUACAAAUGUGAUCGUGUUAGCACAGCAGACCCCUUUGCCGUUGCAUAGAUACCGUGGCUUCGUAGCGAUAAGUUAGAAAAGCGAUUAGCGUUGAGGGUUGAUUUUAGUUUGCCAAGUAAUGUUUCAAUUUUUAAAUACUUCCUCUAACUUAGUUAUUGUAAGACGAUUAAGUAAAACGAAUCAUAUUAGGAAACUUAAGCGAGAAAGCAAUAUAUUGUUAUUGUAAGCAAGUGUUUGCUGGUGGUCUUUUGGAGGAACCGCAAUUUCUCAACGACAGCGACGGAUAGUAGGUGGCGCCGGGAAUCACUAGCAUGAUUUUAGUAUGUUCAGAAAAAGAGAAUAAAAGAAAACAAUCAAACUCAUAAGA